Chlorocebus sabaeus (green monkey) is the source of this 1011-nucleotide messenger RNA. RefSeq names its product olfactory receptor 6B3. Gene Ontology annotation, cellular component: membrane. Gene Ontology annotation, biological process: G protein-coupled receptor signaling pathway. NCBI's taxonomy places the organism in Eukaryota, Metazoa, Chordata, Mammalia, Primates, Cercopithecidae. The record is from RefSeq and is a predicted model, not a curated record. Gene Ontology annotation, molecular function: G protein-coupled receptor activity; olfactory receptor activity.
AUGUCACAGGUCAGCACCUUCAUCCUGGUGGGCUUCCCCACGGCCCCGGGGCUGCAGUACCUGCUCUUCCUCCUCUUCCUGCUCACUUACCUCUUUGUCCUGGUGGAGAACCUGGCCGUCGUCCUGUUCAUCUGGAGCAGGCGCCUCCUCCACAGGCCCAUGUACUACUUUCUGAGCUCCAUGUCUUUCCUGGAGAUCUGGUACGUGUCUGACAUCACCCCCAAGAUGCUGGAGGGUUUCCUCCUCCAGCGGAUGCCCCAUCUCUUUCGUGGGUGCAUGGCGCAGCUCUACUUCUUCAGCUCCUGGUGUGCCGAGUGUGUGCUUCUGGCCUCCAUGGCCUCGACCGCUCUGGUGGCCAUCUGCCACCCGCUGCGCUGCGUCCUCGUGACCCCAGGGCUGUGCCUCCAGCUGGGUAGGCCUUCUCCUUGGUGGCCCGGCUUCACCAUCUCCAUGAUCAAGUCUAUUUUAUCUCCAAUCCCGUUCUGUGUCAACGUCUUGAACCACUUCGUUUGUGACAUUUCCCUAUCCUCAAAGCUGGCCUGCACGGCGGACUUCUCCACUGCGGAGCUGGUGGAUUUCAUCCUGGCCUUCAUCAUCCUGGUGUCACUCCUGGCCACCGUGCUGUCAUAUGGGCACAUCACCCUGGCUGUCCUGCGCAUCCCCUUGGCCACCGGCCGCUGGACCUUCUCCACCUGCGCCUCUCACCUCACCGUGGUCACCAUCUUCUACACAGCCUUGCUUUUCAUGUAUGUCGGCCCGGCCAUUGAUUCCCGGAGCUCCAACAAGCUCAUCUCUGUUUUGUACACAGUUGUCACCCCCAUCUUGAACCCCUUGAUAUACUGCCUGAGGGAAUAGGAAUUUAAGAAUGCAGCGAAAAAGCCUCCGGCUUGGCAGAGCUGUGCCAUAGGGCAGGCUUUCUGCCUUUCUGGAACUUCAUCUCGGAAUACACAGCCAGCCUCUCUGUGGAGGCCAUUUGACUGUCUGCAUUAUUGUAGUACCGCAUUCAUUUAA